AAUCCACGUACUUCAUCGAAUGACGAUGUUGAUAAACGACAUUCGUAUGUGACUUUGGACUGUAAAAAAUAAAGUAUAUUUAUUUGCGUCAUUUGCUAAUGGUGACGAGAAAGCAUCAUACAUAUUUUACGCAGAACCACUUGGAGCUUUUUUUUGUAAAAAUAAAACUUCAUCGUGACGAAAACAAAACAUGUAACCUUCUAGCAUAUUUAUUGCAUAUUAUUUUUAUCAUUGCAUCAUAAAACUUAAUUACUAAAUCUAUAGACUUUUAUAUUAAAAUUACGCACUAUUUUAAACCUCAUAUUAAGAAUUAAGUCAAACAUUAAUGCCUCACUGAUACAGGUUCUCAAUCAAGGAUAAAUAUAACUAAUUAAGUAAUUAAUAAGUGGCUUUUGUUAUAAUUGUAUUAGAAUUAUAACUAAAUUAUAAAUCAAGUAUUCUUAUAAUAUUAAAUACUUAUACUAGAAUACUUAUAAUAUUAAAAGUAUUAUGCAAAACAAAUUCACGUACAUAUAUAUUUCUAAUCAUUUCCAUAAUGAAAAAUGGAAAUUCCAUUUUUCAUUCUACAAUUAAUUUAGAGAAGUAUUAGUUAACACUCCUUACGAUAUGAACUAACAUGUAAUUUAUUCACUGGAUGUUCAUUAAGGCGGAAUGAUAAUUAGAUAUGCAAUAUGCAUGUCAAUUAUAAUUAAUCUUGUUGUUGUAUUUAAAACUAGUUGGUGGUGCUACAGGUCAGCCAUUUUUAAGAGUGAUAAAUCAAUUUUGUACACACCUCUAACUUUUAGACUUGUAGGACGUCAUAGUUGAGAAAUUAAUAAAAUCUUAUUUUUAAUACAGGUUACAGAUUAACCAAUAAAAGUCGCUGUAAAAUUCCAUUCUAUAUCAAGUGCGGUAGUGAGCAAUAAUUUGUAAAUUUAUAGUAUAUUAGCUUCAUUUUCACGAGACUUUUAAAAAUUAGACAAACUUAUUCAUUUCUGCUUCUUUACAAAAACUGCAAAUGUUCUCUUUACCUCUAUGCAAAUAUGCGCACCCAUCAUAUGAGUGAGUAUGUGCAAUGAAUUGAUAAAAUGUCGUUUUUAGUAAUUGAUGUCGAUGUAUUAAGUAUUCAUGCCUUUGAAACCUUAAUUACUUAAUUCUGCUACAUAAUACUUUACCAAUCUAGGAAUAUUAGCAGGUUUUUGCGGACUAAAACCGUGAGUAAUACAUUCGUAUCAUAUACAGAUUAACAUUCAUUAUUUGCGGUGAUUGAGUGGAAUUGGAUGGGAUUAGGUUAUGAAAAGUUGACAUAAUCUAGAGAUUAUGUCAAAAUUUGUCAUCUACUUUACCCAAUUAUUCUGCACCAUUGAUGAAUUAUCCAAUGAUUUCUUCAAUUAUUUUCCACCAAUUUGUCCUUCAAUUUUUCUUACCCAUUGGUGCUAAAUGAUUGUUUAAAAUCAAAACGGGGGAGAUUGUAAAGCGCCAAUUGGCGGAGAAAACAUAGGAACAGACGGACAGACAGACAGACAGACAGACGGACACGACAAGUUCAAUAGCUCCCAUGCUUCGCAGGGCGAGCUAAUAAAUAUGGGAUAACGCCAAAUUCUCAAACAGAAUCCAGAGUGAUUUAGAUUAAUAAAAAUUACGUACAACUGUCCAUGGGUUUGUAUAUGCAAUGAUGACAGUCCGUAUUUAUAUGGUUAACGAAAGGCAAGGUGUGAUUGUGUAAUUGGUUGGUAAAUAAAAUUUACUGCGAAGUACGUGACUCAAGUCGCCUUAUCAAUGUUUAUCACACAAAAGUAUGGAUAAGCAGUAAAUUUGCAUUGAAUAACCUCUGGUGCCACGAUUGACGCAACAGUCUGCACGUAGGACCAGCACAGAGGUGCGGAAGUGUGCUAGUUUGCAUUUAUCUGAAAAAGAAAUCACUUUACUUAACAUAAUUUUAUUCUCACAUAUAAUUCAUGGAGAUUUUUUCAAUCGUAAUAAAUAAUGACGUUAAUAAUAUUAGUCAACAAAUAUUUAUAACACUUCAACAGGAUAAUUUUGUUUACUUACAGCAGCAUACACAUACUUAUACACCGCAGAUCGCUGUCGACUAAUCCUAAAUAAAGUCUAUUUAUUUAAUUUUCGAGUAAAUUUACAAAAAUACCUUAAUCAAAAUCCUCAGAAAAAAGUAAAUUUACUAUACCUUCUCUCUAAGCGUCUAAGGAACUAAGCGUUUCAAAAUGUUAAUUGGAAUUCUGCUCGAUGUAUCCGGCUCAAUGAAGGGCAAGUUAUGUUCAGGAACUAACACGUCCAUAACGGACAACGAUAUGAGUCGUGCAGAGUACACGAUUCGAUCAAUACUUGACAUUUGCGAGAAGGAGGAAGACAAGACGAAGAAGAAUGAGAUCUUCGUUCUUGUAUUCGGGCUACUGGGAAACACUUGCGCUGACCUGGUUCAGAUUUUAGAAACCCUUAGCGACCAUAGAAAUUCUGCAGUAGCAAAUCCAAAAGAAUCAUUAGUUCGACUGUUAGCAGAAAAUGGAGCUCCAAAUUGCGAAGAAUAUAUAAAUAAAUUCGUUACUGAGAAAGAAGCCAGCUUCUUUUACGAGAUCUACAGAGAGAGGCUUCGCGAAGUCGAAGAAAUUGUUGAGACUCUGCCAGCUCAAUGCAAGUGGAAAGCUUCAGAGUUUACAACGGAUACAGUUGAAUAUGUUUCAAACCCGUUGACAUUCCUUUUGUGGGCUCCUAUGGCCGCUAAACUUGAAGCUGCCUCAAGCCAAUUGGGAAUCCUUGGUUGGCCUAGAACAGCGGCUAAACUUGAAUUUGUCUCAAACCAAUUGAGAGUCUUUAGCAGGACUGCCGUGGAAGAUAGACGAAAAAGUGCAACUAGAGAGAAUGUUAACGCCGCUAUGAUAAAAGCUUUGUCAAUAUUGGCCAAUCCGAAGGUGCAGAGCCUGACUGAUGUCGCGAAAUUAAUCCGAUCGUUUGUUAAAGACGAUGUCGCACCAGGCGAAACGUCUAGUUUAACAAAAGGACAGCUGGACAAUCUUAUGAACGAUGUGGAACCGUAUAUUUAUCAAGGCACACCAAUGUGUCAAGCUUUAUGUACAGCCAUUGACAUGUUUAAGAAAACUACCCAAGAUGAAAAAGUCUUGCUAAUCUUAACUGAUGGGGAAGCAACGGACGGCAAACCGUCAUCAUAUGCAAUAGAACUGGGGCUUUUAGACGUUAUGGUUUAUUCCGUACUGCUUACGUACGAAAAUAUUUCAUUUCCAAAAAAAUUAUAUUUCAACCCAGAUCAAACCUGGUCAAAAGCACACAAAGAAAUGUUCACUCUCGGCACAGCCGUUGACAAUAGCAAUUCUGUGCUAUCAAUCCUACUUGAAAAUGGUUGGGAACUUUCGCCUGAAGGGCAAAGUCGUCUCUGCAUUCAGGCUAACAACCCAGAAAUCGUGGACGAAUUCACAUCCGUCGUGAAUCAAAUGUUUAGAUGCGGAAGCGCAGUGUGGAACCUAUACAGUCGGGUAUCCGUUGACAUGUACAUCAGCAUCGAAUCGUCAAAACUGAUGCCUAACGAGCAAGUUGGUGGCACUUGUUAUGCCAAUGCAGUCGCUGCAGCUAUACAUUUGGCGACGCUACGAAUUUGGGGGAAGGGAUGGCGGGUACCCAGCAUUUACAAACCUCCUUGCCGAAAUUGUAGCAGAGUUCGGCAUAGACGGAGCAAGCACGAAGGAUGUUCUUGCAAAAUAUGCAAAAAAGUAUCGUCUACACAGCGAGCACUUGGCAGGGGAAGAUGAAGCUAGGGCCGCGAUUGCAAAGCGACGACCUAUCGUUGCAAGGUUUGCUUUAAUCCAGAGGAAAAAUCCACAAGCGAGAGACCAAUGGGACGAUUUUGGAGAUUUCUUUGAGAAAAAUCCGAAAGGAAUUUUGACGGCGAAAGAUAUUGGUAAAAACUACACUGGCCAGUACGGCGGACAUGCGGUCCUCCUCGUCAAAUGCGAGCCUAAUGCCCUAGUUUUCAUGAAUUCUUGGGGAACUAAAUGGGCUAAUCAAGGAUACUUCCGAGUUGAGAAUGCUGCCGUGCUUAACAUGCAGUUUUACGACACAUUCUUCCUUGAAUCCGAUUUGUCAUCCCGAGAAAUUCAGGCAUACAAGGAAAAGGGAUUGGAAACGGUGAACGUCCUUCUAUCCAAGGCUCCCUACCUGAAGGAUCUUCCUUACGCGUGUCCACUCUGCAACAGCACUUCUCGUGCGGAAUUAUAUGUUGGGGAUCUUCUCGCGGUUCGCUGCCCGAGGUGUGGUGGAUCAUUCCAACCAGCCCCGGCUGGAUUUGUGCCGUAAACUGUGCAGUACAUGGUGCUGGAUCCAAUUAAUAAUUAAUUGUGUUACUUUCCAUUCACUCAAAAAAAUUCAGUGCGCAUUUACUUCUAUUUCGCCAUAUUUCAGCUAUUUAUCUCAUGUGAAUCAGAGUACUCAUUAUAUCUGAGAACUCUCUCCAGUGUCGACCAUGUAAGCUUAUCGUAACGUACAUUUAUUAAUUCACCAAUCCAGGAAUAAAUGUGGGUAGAAUUCUGCCGUUAAGUAUUUAGAUGCCUACCACCGAUUAAGGCGUCGAAUGGAAAUUCCUGAGUAGGACGAAAUUAUUCGUUUCGUGGAUUUGACAACAAAUAAAGCUAACGUAGAACACUAUAGCCACAUAAAGGGAUGAAGCAUUAAACUAAAUAGCAUUCGCAAAAAUCACUGCGGUGAAAUAAAUAACAUUUGGGGUUAAUUUUGUUUCGAAAAUUUUGAUUCUGAACGUCCAAAUGAACCUAAAAUCUUUUUUGUGCCAGCCAAUUAUCUAAAUUUACAUGACUGCAAGAAAAUGAACUAAGAACAGAAUUGUAUCAAGGAUUGUUUGACCACGUUGCAAACUUAAAAAUCAAUGCAAAUGUAUUAGCAAGAGUUCCAGUAAUUUGGCCCUCAACUUUUGAUGGUUCUCCAAGGAAUAUGGGUGACCGAUGUAAAUAAAUUGUAGGGGCAUUAGUAUGAUCAUGUUUGAAUCAAACUACCAACCCCAGUGAUUUCACACGGACAAAGUAACCUUCAUAUUUGUAAAUAUUAAUAUCCAAUAUUAAUAUAGCUAGAAAUUAAGACAGGAGAGCUAUGGACCCAGCAAUGAGGUCGAAACUAGCGUCAUUGGUUCACUGGGAAUAUCACAUUUGAAAGCAACAAAUAACAUCUACCUAUAUUAAAACUUGCUUGGCAGGCAGUAAUAAGUAAAUUGACGGAUACUUUUUUAGCACAUACCGGAUUUAACAUUCACCAAAAUACCAUCCACUACAACAAAAGAGAAAUUAGAAAAAUUUAGAAAUUAUGAAGCUGUCAAAAAAACCUAAAAAGCAAACUAUGAUCCUGGAAGAAACGAUAUCGACUUUCACCUCCAUUAUGAAAUGGGCCAAGUUAUUGGGUGCGUUACCAUUUCGCUGGAAUGAGAAAAAACGUCGCAUUUAUGUCACCAAGUCGUACUUUGCACUGGGCAGGUUUGCACUUAUCGUGUAUGGAUGGCUGGUCUAUCUCGGAAGUUUGCUCUAUGUUCUGAUUUAUGCUUAUUUGGAGAACAUACAACUAUACAUGUAUACCAGAUUUGUCGUAAUUCUGGUGGGAGGCCUACUACCAGUCAUGCUGUUAAUCAGCAAUAUUCUAAAGGAACAAGAAAUUAAAUCUUGGGUUAACUCCGUGCUGAAAUUUGAGUCAUGGUUUUCAGCAAGUUUUUUAAAACUAGAAAAAUCUGAGCCAAUACCAAUCGCUAAAAGUAUUUCAUCCGCUUUACGAAUAGCCGUACUUUGUUGCAAGUCAUACGGCAUGGCCGUAUUCACUUUUGCUGUGACUUUUCCAUACGAACCCUUCUUUGUUCUUACCCACUUGCCGUUGGAAUUUCGUCACUCAAUCUUCGCUCUGGGCCAUGCAUGUUCUGCGGCUAUUUUUAUAUUUGCACUUGGAACAGCUAUUAUCUACAAUCUGGGAAUAUUUCUACUCUUUGCGGUUGUAAUCUAUGGGGUGCUUAAUGAACUCGAAUCCAGUCCAAAAAAUAGGUACCGAAGUCAUGGAUAUCUUCGUAUUUCAGAAAACACUAGACUCGCUUAUAGAAGCCUGUCUCUCCUUUGGAUCAUCAUGACCGAUUGGAUUCGUCCAUUCGUCAUGCCAGUUCAAACGCUGAUUGUCAGAUCAGUUCAAAUUUGCAAUUUCGUUGUGAUCAAGUAUCGGAUGGACAUCACUGCCCUAGAUAUUCCUCUCAUGGUCGGCUACUCUGUUAUAUUUGGCACUGGUUGGCUCGGAAUUAUGGGAAUGGCGGGUUCCUUUACCAAGUCGAGCAGGCGGGUUUUGCGCUCUUUUAAAAAUAUUGGACCGAUUAGUUCCGUCGUAUAAGAGAAAGCCUGGAAAAAGGAGAGAAAGACCUUCAGGCCAUUAAUAUUUUAUAUUGGCCAGUUUUAUGGCGUAAAUUCAAAACUAGUGUUGAGUCUAGCAUCUACAUAUUUGUGGGGAACGGCCAAAUUGCUUAUAAUGGUGGUUUGACAGAGUCAGCCCAGCUGCGUUAGCACGUUAGUGCUUAUUGCAGUCUCCCUACCUAUACAGUAUACCGCGGCUAUAGUAACUCAGGGUUUCACCUCAGUAGCUAUAAUAGUUCGGAUCCCCCAACUAACUACCAAGCAGAACCAACUUAAAGUUACGUCCCCGCUCCCACAUGUCGCUAAAUGAUAAGUCAGUGCAUUCUUCAUUUACUUAUUAUACAUAAUAUUAUACAUACAUAAUAUUAUAAGUAAAUGAAGAAAUAAGGGUACAGAGGACAGCUAUGUUAGCAACCAUUGGAUCCAUAAAGAGUACGCCCUCUGCAAGUCUGGAAUGUCUAUUAGCACAUAAGCCACUGCACAUACGGAUUCAAAGGGUUGCACUCUUAACAAUGUACUGAUUAAAACUAAAUCAGCAAUGAUUGGAGUGGCAUAGGAGGGGAUUCAAACGGACUAUUUCACAUAUGGACCUAUGUAACAACCUCUGACGAAAAGUUCCAGAAUUCGGGUCAUGGAAGUCGCACCGAAUCAAAGCCUGUAGAGAGUGGGCGGAAUCAGCCCACAAAUCUACAUGUCAGGAAAACUGGACGCUGAACGCUCACUUAUAUAAGACGAACCUGGCGGUGGAAAAAUUCCCUACUGACAUGAUCAGUAAGAAGAUGCUUAUUUUUGAAAGAUUUUGUACAGUAGGAGCAUUGAAAUGGAUUUCCUGUUCAGGUUCCAUUUUGCUGUAAAUAAUCAACUGUAUAAAGUAAGAUAAUGGAAAUAAUUUUAUGGUAGGAUUUAAUCAAACAAAUUAUUAGCUCUCCCGGCGAAGCAUGGGAGCUUGCUGUGUCCGUCGGUGUGUUCCUAUGUUUCCUCCGCCAGUUGGCGCUUUACAAUCUCCCCCGUUUUGAUUUUAAACAGGCAUUUAGCACCAUUGGGUAAGAAAAAUUGGAGGAUAAAUUGAUGGAAAAUAAUUGAAGAAAUCGUUGGAUAAUUCAUCAAUGGUGCAGAAUAUUUGGAAAAAAUAGAUGACAAAUUUUGACAUAAUUUCUAUAUUAUAACAAAUAUCUGACAAAAUGAUUAGAUUAUAUAGUUUUGACUCUUUUGCACCAACAGUUCAAAAGAACCACAUAAUUUUCUCGGACUCAGAUUUUGUCAAAAUGUAUGUCAGGGCGAGCUUUAUCUAAUGUGCAACGGUUUAUUUCGAUUACAAAGAAAUUUUUUACGUUUGUCUAAUCUGUACGACGUUUUCCUGAAUCCGUUAACAGUUUUGAUUUUAAAGUAUUUAUUUUACGCUCUCUCGCCGGUUAAAUGAUAGUCUUAAAUUCUGGAGCACAUUUAAUACCGUUGGAAGCAACAUAUUUAUAUUUAACAAAGUCAGGAAGAUUGGAUCCAUUAUCGCUGAUGAGUAAACAUUAUUUGUUUAUAGAAAAGGUUCAAACUGCAAGAACACAUAUAAACGAAUACACCAACAUGUACGCCUCAUGAGUCCUCCAUAAAUCUUGGAUUAUAGAUUGAAAUAAAAUAAUAUUGGGAUAGUUGUGGGCUACAACUUUUAGCCAACUUUCCAUCACCAGAGACGGAAUUGUUGACCACUAAAGUAUAUUUUAUCACUCCUUAGAACAGAUACUAUUCAGUUGACGACAUUUCUAAACUGAUAUGACUUUUUUUUCGUCUCGACUCUGCCUUUUAAAAAUAACUUCGAAUUCACCCGUACAGAAAAUGGUAGGAUAUAUUCUACACCUCAUUUGCUAAAUCGUGCCUUUUCCAGACAAACGAAGGAAGGGUUUAUUCUAUACCGUGUAAGAAUUUAAUAAGAUUGAGUAUGUAAACGUAUAGGUUCCUCAUAUUUUUGAUAUACAAAGAAGGUAGUAUAUGUACGAUGCACAUUGUAUGUAAAUAUCUCUCGUUUAACUACUGGUAUGUCGGGCCCAACGAAUGGUGGUACACAGUGAUAGUUGAGAAAAGGCCUUCCCUUAAACCUUGCUCGGAUAUGUUUUGGGAAUCAUUGGAAGGCAGUGAAUUUCCGUUGUUCUACCACUAACCAGAAUACGUUGACCGGUAUUUCAUUUAUCCAGCCGACAAAAAAUUAAAAUUCUAACAAAUCCAUAAUUCUCCAAAGUGUGGAAAUCAAUUCGACGUUAAUCGUUUCAAUUUAAAUAUUAAGUUUUCAACUGACAAUGGCGACAACUCAUCCGGGUCGCUUCGACUGUUCCAAAAAUUUCAAAAGGAAGGAACACUUUGUAACUCACUUGAAAACGCAUGAUCCUGACGCACAAGUUAAAUGUGGGAUUUGCUGUAAGUCCUUCAAAAAUGCCAGCAGCUUGACAACACACGUCGCAAGCUUUCACAAAAACCGAGUCCGACCUACUUGCAAAAUUUGUCACAAAAUAUUUCGCAAUUCUACAGGUUUGCAAGUUCAUACCGUCAAUAUCCACAGUUCAGGCACACGAAAACGGUUCCCCUGCCCAUUUGAUGGAUGUGAGAAGACCUACCUUGAUCAGCAUUAUGUCGAAAUGCAUAUCAAAAUUGACCAUGCUGAGAAUCCCUACAAAUUUUCCUGCAUUUUAUGUGGGAAAGAAUUCAAACGGAAAACGAACUUUUUAUCCCACAUUUACUCUCACACGAAGGAAAAGCCAUACAAGUGCUCCACCUGUGGGAAGAGUUUCGCAACAAAAACUCACUUGGGAAAACAUGAGGUCUGUCAUAUGGAGAAAUCCCUGCGUCCUUCAAGUGUGUUAUCUGCACCCAGACCUUCCUCUGCAAACGCGGCCUAAACGGUCACAUCCAGAUUUUUCAUGAAAAAUCGUGUGAAAA
Messenger RNA from Folsomia candida, 9311 nucleotides. RefSeq lists its product as uncharacterized. The transcript has 10 exons. Lineage: Eukaryota; Metazoa; Arthropoda; Collembola; Entomobryomorpha; Isotomidae. The coding region runs from base 2202 to 3758 and encodes 518 amino acids. The record is from RefSeq and is a predicted model, not a curated record.